Molecule: messenger RNA, 3636 nt
Organism: Seriola dumerili (greater amberjack)
Lineage: Eukaryota; Metazoa; Chordata; Actinopteri; Carangiformes; Carangidae
Gene: hs3st3b1b
Product: heparan sulfate glucosamine 3-O-sulfotransferase 3B1-like
Exons: 2
Coding region: 1018-2220 (400 amino acids)
Molecular function (GO): [heparan sulfate]-glucosamine 3-sulfotransferase activity
Source: RefSeq, a predicted model, not a curated record
UGUCAAUUUGUUAUUGUUUCUACAGGCAUAAUUUUAAUAGUUUUAAUCGUUACCACAUGCGCAAAUAUUAUAAUUAAUUACGUAAUUAAAACAGUGUAGAUUUAUGAUUAACGAUGUGUCUGACUUUGUUUUUGCCUGUUUAACUUUAUCAUUAAUUAAACUGAAACCAGUGACCUCUCCUCUCCACUGCUGCUCAUUCAGUGUCAGUAGUAAAAUCAAACUCUUCAUUUCUCAAAGUCAGUUUUAAAUCACACCAGAGUUAUAUUGGUUGUGUUAGAUAGGCCUGAUGGGCAAUUAUUUUCCGUGGCGUCUUUUUUUAUUUUCAAAGUUGCUCACUUUAAAUGUAUUAGAAAGUUUACUAUGUUUAUUUCAUAAUUAAAAGUUGUUAGAAAUGAGCUGUAAUGUGUAAAACAUGUCAGAAUAAACCUGCGGGGAAAUCUGAAGUCGACUAAAUUCAUGUGAAUAAUCUGUGAGUGACAUGAGAAACUUGAGUUAAUUGGAGUUUAUGCCCAAUAAGAAAGUUUUCCAAACUCUCUGCAGAGUCCCGCGCACACGCUUCGUCUCCCACGGCUGGAGGUCCGCCCAUUCCUCCCUCUGAUUGGCUCGCUUCUUUCUACUAACGGCUGCAUAUUUACCUCCCUCGCGGUCUCAUUGGCUGCCGCUGCUGUCACUCUGCCGCUCGCCUCUCUAUAAGGUCUGGUGCUCCGGCAGCAGCUGUAACGAACCUGAGAUGAGCCUGGAGCAGCACCACGGUGCGUCUGUCGCAGCUCAACUAUUUCCCAUAGGCUAUUCUCGCUAUAACUAUGAUUAAAAAUUCCUCAAUGCCUUUUCAUUCCUGGAUUUAUCACUUCCUUCGAUUAUAUUUAGAGUAGUGUUUUUUUCUUUUUAUUUGUAAGUUUUAUUUAUUUUGACUUUUAGGGUGAGCAUGUGCGUAAUUUUGCGAGGACUGCUGAGGUGCCACCGGGAGUGAGUGAGGCAAUAUGCGUCGCUGGGAUAUGAUUUUCAACCGAGAGGCUUAUGGAAUAUAGCCUGGUGUGUCACAGCCUGUAUGCCCUCUGGUCUAGCCCCGUGAAGAAGAAACUAAUUCUGCUCAGCAUCAUGUUUUUAAUCUGGGUAUACAUGCUGUACUCCUGCGUGGGCUACUGCUCCACUAUGCCAAGUUUGGUGGUGGACAGUUACCGGGGCAAGGAGACUGGCUCGGCGGUGGGCAAGAGGACAGAGAGCAGCAGCAGGACGGACCUGGUGUCCAGGCUGCUGGCCAAACCGCAGCCGUGGGAGGAUAUAGAGAGCGACUACGAGGAGCCGUCCAUCAGGACCGCCGCGUCCAGAGACCUGCUCAAUAACGAGCUGGAGACUGACCGAGCCGACGAGUGGGACGAGAUGCGGGGCGAGCAGCAGAGAGCCCCGGAGCCCAGCGCCAUGUCCAGCUUCUCCAACGGCUCCGGGAGCAAGAAGCUGCCGCAGGCGAUCAUCAUCGGGGUGAAGAAAGGAGGGACCCGGGCUCUGCUGGAGUUUCUCCGGGUUCAUCCAGAUAUCAGAGCAGUGGGAGCGGAGCCGCACUUCUUCGACCGCAACUACGAGAACGGACUGGAGUGGUACAGGGAGCUGAUGCCUAAAACCCUGGAGGGCCAGAUCACCAUGGAGAAAACGCCCAGCUACUUUGUGACCAGAGAGGCUCCAGCCCGGAUCUCCGCCAUGUCCCGGGACACCAAGCUGAUCGUGGUAGUGAGGGACCCCGUCACCAGGGCUAUCUCAGACUACACACAGACUCUGUCUAAGAAGCCUGACAUUCCCUCUUUCGAGAGCCUCACCUUCAAAAACAGGACUACGGGGCUCAUCGACACCUCGUGGAGCGCCAUCCAGAUCGGUAUCUACGCCAAGCACCUGGACAACUGGCUGCAGUACUUCCCCAUGGAGCAGAUCCUGUUUGUGAGCGGCGAGCGCCUGAUCAGCGACCCGGCCGGAGAGCUGGGCCGCGUGCAGGACUUCCUGGGGCUCAAGAGGAUCAUCACAGACAAACACUUUUACUUCAACCAGACCAAGGGUUUCCCGUGCCUCAAGAAGGCGGAGGGCAGCAGCAAGCCCCACUGCCUGGGCAAAACCAAAGGGAGGACCCAUCCGAACAUUGACCCUGAGGUGGUGCAGAGGCUACGGGACUUCUACAGGCCCUUCAACAUGAAGUUCUACCAGAUGACAGGACAUAACUUUGGUUGGGAUUGAUGUGAAAAUUAUGAGAGACUUUUUUUUUUUUUUUGUUAAUUUGUUGAGAAGUUUUUUUUUUUUCUUCUGUAAUUCAAUGGCAAGAUGUGGAGAUAUUGCUAUAUAUAUGUAAAAUGUACAGAAAUCUAUUUUAUAAUAAUUUAUUUUUAUUUCUAAGCAAUUAAUUCACUAAGCUGCCUAACCAUAUUUGUACAUAACAUCUGGCCCACAUGUUUUUUUUUUGUUUUUUUUAACAUUCCUCAUUUUAAUUUUUGAAUUCUCGCGCUCCUCCCUCGUGCUCCUGUAAACUCAGUGGAUUUAUCGGUGCUUCUUAAUGCAGAUAAUCAGCGAUAACUGAAGGCGAGACUGGGGUGGAACAUGCAGAAGCACCAUAUUACGGGUACAGAGUGCUCACAGAGAAGUGGAGAACACCUAUCCAUGUGCAUCCUCAUUCAUACAUGCAUCACUUUACCUUCGUCUUCUUCAAACCCUGUCAUUCUGAGCGUGAUUCUUCUACACGGUGUUUCACUAAAAUACAGACCCUCCACUUUUUUUCACCGUGCAAUUUUCCUACACCAAGCUGCAGAUCUCAUGUCCCUUUCCACUCAAUAACAGGUAGAUCAAUAGGCCUAAUUGAUCCUCAUUGUGUCACUCACGCUUAAAGUAUACAGCUGCCCUUUCAUUCUCAGUGCUCCUGCUGCCUGCUCUAAUGAAUGACCCAUCCAUCAAAUGUUAAAUCCUAUCCCGGACCACAUAGGAGCCCAUGUUAACAUUAUGCUAAUUGGGUAAAGGUAACCGGAGGAUCGAUCGAGCCUCCGCUCUCUGACUGCCCAUUAGAAGCAGUGUUGGCUCAGAGCCAGGCUCUUGCCCCAUCCACUCAGUUCAAAGGUCACACAAAGUCUCAAUCAAAUUUUCCUUGAGCGGCAUUUGAUUUGUUGCGGAGAGCAGAGCUGGAGCACAGCGGGUUCAGGGCGGGGGUAUGUGCCUUGUUUUCACGGUAAGAUGGGAAAUCUUUGCGUGAGGUAGCAGAGGCAUAUCUGUCAGAAAUCGAGCAUGAAGACAGAAGGGAUGACAGACAAACAACAACUUGGCUUCACCCCACUGAAACAGCACCUUCCUUCAAACAGAAGUCCACCAGGCCCCGUCUUAGAUCCCAGACUAUAGAGAUCAAAGCAGGAGGAAAGGUUUUUUGUGAAGCACUCUCAGCACAGCAAGAAUUGCCUCAGGCAGGGUUUCGUUGUCUAACCUCUGUAGUGUCAUCAGAAAACCUCAUGUGCCAUCGUCCAUGGCCUAUAUACUUUAUGCCUUAUUCAUCCUCAUCAUCCUCACAUGUCGUGUCUCUCCACAACCGAUCUCAACUCUCAACUUGUUGCCAAAAAAAAAAAAAAAAACCUUUUGGGUUGAUAUCAUGUUUCGCUUGCCCCCCCCCUCCCCACU